CGCUUGAGGGCGCGCUUUACCAAAACAAUGAAAAAAAAAAUUGCAAAAUGGUCGUUGAAAUCGAGAAAUUUUUUGGUUGUUAUUUGCUGCUGAAUUUGAAUCCGGAUUUCAAAGGAAGGACUUACAUCGGUUUCACAGUGGACCCAAGAAGAAGAAUUAACCAACAUAACAAGGGAAGCAAGUAUGGUGGGGCUAAACGCACGAGUGGAAAGGGUCCUUGGGAAAUGGUCUUGAUUGUGUAUGGCUUUCCCAAUAAAGUCUCAGCUUUGAUGUUUGAGUGGGCCUGGCAGCACCCAAGACUCUGCAAACGUCUCAAGCAUGUCCCAGGCAAACGGAAAACAGAGAAGAGAUUUCUGUUUGACCUGCGUGUCCUGUCCAACAUGCUGAAGGUGGGUCCGUGGUGCCGUCUACCCCUGACCAUCCAAUGGUUGAAGCAGGAACAUAUGAGAGAGUUUGAGGAUGGAUUACAACCACCGGUUCAUAUGCCCAUUGCAUUUGGUCCAGUCACGUCCAUUAAGAUGCACUCCAAAACGAAGAAGAAACUCUCCAAGAAGUCUAAUAAGAAUGCAGAGAGUAACUUGGAGGAGACAGAGGAAGACAGAUGUAGUGAAGACAUGGUAGAGAUGACCCAGAGAGCUAACAAACGAUGUGAUGUCUGCUCAAAGAGAUUACAGCCGGACUCUACAUCCACCUUAUCCUGCGUCCAUCCGACAUGCUCCAUGAAGGCGCACAUGCUCUGUUUAGCCGGUCAAUUCCUCAGGCAUUCUGCCGGAGACUUUUUACUGCCGGUCGACGGAAGCUGUCCACUUUGCAAAAAGAAUGUCUUAUGGGGAGAUCUGAUUCGGAAGAAGGAAGGUUGCUACUCAACUCUCGCAGUCUGUGACGAUGACGACACUGAUGAUCACUGGGCAGAGGAAUUGAGAGCACAGUGACCUUUGACCUCAAGUCACAUGAUAUCAACAUCUU
Molecule: messenger RNA, 966 nt
Organism: Patiria miniata (bat star)
Lineage: Eukaryota; Metazoa; Echinodermata; Asteroidea; Valvatida; Asterinidae
Gene: slx1a
Product: structure-specific endonuclease subunit slx1-like
Exons: 6
Coding region: 48-932 (294 amino acids)
Biological process (GO): double-strand break repair via homologous recombination
Cellular component (GO): Slx1-Slx4 complex
Molecular function (GO): 5'-flap endonuclease activity; crossover junction DNA endonuclease activity
Source: RefSeq, a predicted model, not a curated record